This is a messenger RNA of Myxozyma melibiosi, 585 nucleotides long. Its product is annotated as Rab5-interacting protein-domain-containing protein. The record is from RefSeq and is a predicted model, not a curated record. Gene Ontology annotation, biological process: autophagosome assembly; protein folding in endoplasmic reticulum. The coding region runs from base 113 to 442 and encodes 109 amino acids. Lineage: Eukaryota; Fungi; Ascomycota; Lipomycetes; Lipomycetales; Lipomycetaceae. The transcript has 2 exons. Gene Ontology annotation, cellular component: EMC complex; endoplasmic reticulum; membrane.
AAUCAUUCUCUUCCACAAUCACCAACACCCAGCACAGAUACAUUAUUCUACCAUCGCUGGCUGCCAUUCGUCAUUCUAGGUAUUGCUAUUGAUUCUGCGCACAGAAUAAGCCAUGGAUCGGAAAGAAUUGGAAGGAGCUGUGGCUCCGAUAUCGAGCGAGAGCCUGGCGCAAAACACAAAGGCAGUCUACUACAUCCGAAGCGUGACCUCAACAAUCUUCGGCGUCGGCGCAGGCAUCCUCGGUCUCGAAUCAUACUUUGGUUUCCUCUUCUACUUUGCCGGCACCGCCUACGUCAGCUUACUGAUGUUUUUCAUCCUCGCAAAGGGGAAGCCGGCUGAGUUCUUUACCUCGCCGAGUUAUGUGUGGACCGGGAAUGCGUUCACCGGGUUGACUAGUUUUGUGCUCACUUGGACUAUGUUAUACGGCUUGGUCGACGCUUGAUGUCUUUCUCUCUCUUUUUUCCCGUUAGUUUGGUGAUGGGUUCAUGCUCUGGUUAAUCUCUGAAAAUGACAUGGCGGAUGGGCUGUGAAUUAGUGUACGAUAUGCAUAUUAACAGUACUUUCAAUUGAGAUUUCUCCCAAGAC